AUGCACAUCCUUCGUGCUGUGAAUUUUGAUGUUUAUCAAUCUGGAGGGAUUCAAGCCUUUCAUAUUCCCUUCCUGGUGGAAGACCAAUUCUUCUGUGAGGACUGCACCAACGGUCGGGUUCCGCGCUACGGCGAGAUCGUGUGGGUGCGCAUACCACCUUUGGGUUACCCAAAGGUCACCAAGAACCUCAACGAUCUCGCGCCUAGUCUUCGAUUCCUUCGGCACACCUUCCCCCCUGACGAUGUUCACAAAGAUCUCAAGGGAGUCCGCUGGUGGCCGGGUGAGAUUUUGCAUCAUCGAUCCCUCCGUCUCGGUGGUCCUGCCACCAGUGACUUCGAUCAGAUUAAUCAAGCCGCACGCCUUGGUUUUUUUGCUGUCCGAUUGUUCGGCCUCUACUCUGCAACUCCUUUCAAUGGCAUCAAACCUCGCGAUGCAGCUUCUGCGGUAGCUGCAGCGAGAACGCGAUAUGGCCGAAAUGACCGGCGCAUCUUUCCCGUGUGUUUGUGGACUACUCAGGCUCGUGUUUUUUACUUCGAGGAGGGAGAUGCUGAAAUGGAGCAAAGUGGUGAAGACGGUGACGGUGAUGGAGUUUGUACAACCGUAAACGUCGAUAAUAACGAGAAUGAAAAUGACAAUGAUGACCUGGAAUCAACAGACGGGGAAAGCAUGACCGAAGAGGAUCCGAUCAUGGCUACUUUUCUUUCGCCUAAACGUCCUUCGUCACGCUCUCCCAAGGCACUGCCAAGUCCAGCCCGCGGCGAUCGAAUUUCCUCACCGUGCUCAGGCCGCCGUGUUGAGCGCAGGAGUAGCGAAAACGAUCGUCAGUGCCGUCGAAAACGGUUGGCUGUUCAAUGGAGAGAAGCCUACCUAAGAGCUACAAAGAUGGCGGGCGAGGGUUUGGCUGCUCGGAAGGUCACGCGGGCAGAAAACUUGAAGAACUCCGAGGAUCGUCCAGAUUACUACGAGCUCGGAUGGGGGCCGGAUACGCCUGGACGGGCAGAUGGUCUAGCGCAUACCAACAGAGCUAUCGGCCCUGUGCGAAUUCGUCGAUGUACUGACCUUUCAGAAGUACCACAGUGCGAGUGCAGUUCCUCCGAUCCCUGCGGUCCCAACAGCGGUUGUGUUAACCGCUCACUGCUUUACGAAUGCCUUGCUAGCGUUUGUGUUCACGGCAAGGCUUGCCGUAACCAGUUCUUCACACGUCGUCAGUAUCCGAAACAGAUCGCUUUCUAUACUGGAAAGGAGCGUGGCUGGGGUCUCAAGACCUUUGUGGCUAUUCAGAAAGGCGAUUUCGUUAACGAGUAUGUGGGUGACCUUAUUGAUGAAGCAGAAGCCAAUAGACGACUGACGUUCCUACACAAAAACAACAUACACAACUUCUACAUGAUGCAAAUGGAUUCCCAACGCAUCAUUGAUGCUGGACCAAAGGGUAACUUAAGUCGCUUUAUGAAUCACUCCUGCUGCCCUAACCUCUUCACUCAAAAAUGGACUGUCAAUGGAGAUACACGGAUUGGCCUUUUUGCUCUUCGCGAUAUCGCUCCAGGAGAGGAGCUGACCUUCAACUACAAUUUCUGCUCCCUUGGUCAAGAGAUGAAGGUGUGUUUCUGCGGUGCGGAGACAUGUGCGGGCUAUCUGGGUGCCCGUCCCGAUCACAGCUCUGCUCCUAUUGCUGCUUCCGCAACCUCUGUCUCUGCCUCUAGCACCACUACAGACUCGGUCCAAUCUGUUCAGGAGCGUAAUCGUCGCAGUUCCAUGUCUCAGAAGCAGAAAAAGGCGUCUGCUUUAAAGAAGAAGGUACCUCCUUCUCCCCCGACACCAUCCACUGCUACCACUACUGCUGCCAAUGUUGCGGUUACUGGGACCGGUAGAAGCGAGGUCAAGUCUUUAUCAUCCUCUAGCACAGCCAACACCCCCAGAGUAAACACGACCAAUCCAAGUACCCGACUUAAGUGCUACCGGUGCAACAAGGUUGUCGCGAACGUCCAAGAAGUUCAGUCUUCUCCAUACUUUACAUCAAAAAUCUUGGAAACUCCAAUUAGCCCAACCAAAUCCAAGCGUGGACGUCGUGUUUCUGAAAGAUACCCCAAAGCUUCUUCUGCCGCAUCAUCAUCGUUAACCGCUAACAUUGCCAUUAUUUGCCCACGAGUCGACUGUCGUAAGGUCUACCAUUUGUCUUGUCUCUCGAACAAACCUCUACCCACAGAUCGAUGGAUGUGUCCGUGGCACCACUGUGACGCCUGUGGGCGCCCGUCGACCGUUUUCUGUCAGCUUUGCACCACCUCUUUCUGCUCUAGUCACGUCGAGGGUAGUGUGGCUGUUCUACCCCCUCUAAUUUCGGGUGGAUGUGCUCAGGUCGUAUGUCUGUCCCAUACUGAGGUAAUUGCAGAAUACAACAAUCGCAAUGACUCCUCGGGCAGUAGUAGCAAUACCGACGACGACGAUGAAGAAGAAGAAGAAGAAGAGGGUGGGAAUGAACAGAAUGGUUUUUGUUCUCACGAUCUAACCUCUUCCGUUACGGAAACUGAGGGCGGGGAGGUGGGAAGAAAUGAGGGCAAGGGGAAAGUGGAUCCGGUGAAGGUAGAAGGCAACGGCGACGUCAAUAUCAAGAGAGGUGGAAAGUGCGAACGUGAAUCGCCUCUCCUUGCACCUGCUCAGUCCUGUAAACGUCAGCGGGUCGAGACUUUUAUUGACGCUGAAAGUGACAUAAAGUCUUAG
This is a messenger RNA of Hydatigera taeniaeformis, 2715 nucleotides long. The record is from the annotation of a GenBank genome assembly. NCBI's taxonomy places the organism in Eukaryota, Metazoa, Platyhelminthes, Cestoda, Cyclophyllidea, Taeniidae.